This is a messenger RNA of Megalobrama amblycephala (Wuchang bream), 1678 nucleotides long. It is a transcript of the gene setd9, whose product is annotated as SET domain containing 9. The record is from RefSeq and is a predicted model, not a curated record. Gene Ontology annotation, molecular function: protein binding. Lineage: Eukaryota; Metazoa; Chordata; Actinopteri; Cypriniformes; Xenocyprididae.
AUGGGUUAAAGCAGAGCCGUUGAAAAUAUUUAACGGCUCUGGGUUUAACGUACAUUUAAAUAAUUUAAUCAAAUUAUUUAAUUAUAAAUAAAACAUAUAUGUGUGUUUGAUAGAUUGUACAGUUUGGGCUCAUAAUGAUAGUACAUAUUUAAAGGAGAAAGUAUUGUUUCAGUUUUCCAAAUCGAAGAAAAAAAUAAAACGUACAUAAAUUGUUAAAUAUUAUAAAUAUUUUUACCUUUAAAACGAAGAAUUGGAGUUUGCCCUCUCUGACUAGUAAGAUAACACAUUUGUUACAGAGAGCACUAAGCAGUGAAUGACAAAGUAAAUUAAUGUUUAAAUCUUAAUAUACGCGCGUAUUAUUAUAAUAAAUGAACACGUGACAUUUGAGUUCAAAUACAUUUAACAUUAAUUUUAUUUAUUUUUAUAAUCGCACAGGUCUCCCAAAUGCUAGGUGGCGGUAAUGUAGUAUAGCGUGGAGAGGUCUGAUUCAUUUUGAGCGAAUCGGUUCGUUUCAUUGAACCGGUUCACAGAAGUCACGGCGUUGCAUUUAAUGCCUCAUUUUUGAAUUUAAGAAAUAAACAGUUAAAUACCAUUGUUUAUUGCCAUAUUCUUAAAUACAUCAUAUUGAUUAUGUAAAUGUUGUUCAUAAGAGUCGAGAAAUUUGGAAGAGCUUUGCGAAUCGGUUCAAAUGAAUCAUCAAGAAUUAAUGAUUCAAAGGAACCACUCGUUGAUGAAUCGGAUCUCAGAAGUGCAGGAGGAACACGAGAACUUAAACUAUUGCAUAUGCAGCUCUGAUGUAAAUGAUUAAUAUGAUUAAAGCUCUUUUUAAAGCUUUUGAGGUCAGGUGGAAAUCAUACAGGCACAGAUUUGUCCCCUGGAUAGCUAUAAAUCUGCAGAAAAACGAGAGAACUCUUCGUCAGGUGAAGGAUCGAUCCCAAGACAAGUUAAUUCAAGAUGAGGAGGUGUUCGAAUCUCUCGUGUGUUUAUUCACUGAACUACUGAAAAAUGAUCCGAAGAAUCAAAGUGAACUGCUCCGGUUACUCCCUAAAUCUAAACAGAAUAUUUACACUAAUGUGGAGAAUAAAACGCAUGCUUCAACUACAGUAAUGUUGAAUAAUCUGGGCUUCGUGAUCGAGCGGAAGCGGAGCUCACUACAGCUCGCGGGAACCGGAGUGUUUGUUACGCGAGGACGCGCGCCUAAAGGAAGUAUCGUAGCGAUGUAUCCAGGAACCAUCUAUCAAGCAGAUGAGCCGAUCUUUUUUCAGUCAAUCAAAAAUCCAUUUGUAUUUAGAUGCAUAGAUGGCAUUUUGAUUGAUGGAAAUGACAAAGCCUUGUCCAAGAUAGUGUACCGGUCGUGUAGUGGGCGGGACAGAGUGGGUCCCUUCGGUUUGAGUGACAGCUCCUGGUUGACGCCUCGUCCUGUGAAUCCUCUCGCAGUGGGACAGUAUGUCAACAACUGCUCUAAUGAGAAAGCUGCGAAUGUCUGCUAUCAGGAGUUUGACGUGCCGGAUGGAUUUCCUCUUGAGCUCCGUCAAUACCUGCCUAAUGUUAAUUACAGAGCUGAUACUCAAAGACCUUUGCGCUGUGUUGUUCUUGUGUCACUACGAGAUAUUAAUCAAGGUGAAGAACUGUUCUCCAACUACUACACAAUUGUGCAUUAAAUUUUUUUUUUUUUUAA